Molecule: messenger RNA, 5329 nt
Organism: Leptopilina boulardi
Lineage: Eukaryota; Metazoa; Arthropoda; Insecta; Hymenoptera; Figitidae
Product: probable serine/threonine-protein kinase MARK-B
Exons: 8
Coding region: 118-3207 (1029 amino acids)
Biological process (GO): protein phosphorylation
Molecular function (GO): ATP binding; protein kinase activity
Source: RefSeq, a predicted model, not a curated record
UGUUUACACACACACACACACAUAUAAUGUAAAACGUCACCUAACCUAAGUUUAUAAAUUGUGGUAUUCUAAAUAAAAAUAAUAUAAUUAUUAAACAUCUGUUUAUAUAUUUUUAAUAUGUUUAGGGGUUCGACUCCCACGAAUGUAAACAAUUCAAAUGUUCAAUUACCCUCAUCAUCGUCAUCAUCAUCAUCAUCAGGAAAUUUCGAAACCAUCAAUACAGCCAAUUCCGAAAUAAAUCAAGCACUUCCUGGAGAAAAUCCAGACGUUCAUCAUUUAAAUGGAAAUUACUGUGAAAAUGCAAAUACAAGAAUGGAGUUUUCCGAAAUAAAUUUAUCGAUUCAAACUCCUGAAAUUCAAAGUAACACACUCACAACUGAAAAUGAGAGUCGAACAUCGUCAAGUUCCGUUGACGAUAGUGGUCAACCACGUGCAAAACGAAGAUGCAUCGAACAUCUCUCUUGUACCCAAAGAUCAUUAUCGUGGCAAACGAUAAAAAAAAAUUCACCAAGUGUUUCUUUACACACAAAUAAUGGCGAGAAAUUUUCCCCUUCCGAACAACAAUUGAAAAAUAAAGAAUCGAGUUGUUGGGAAAAAUUUACGAAACCUUCAUUAUCAGAAAAGAAUGAAAAACAAGUGAAUGUUAAUGUACCAAAACCUGGUACACCAGUGACAAUAAAUACAAUUAAAAAAGCUGGUCAAUAUUUACUUGGUCCAUUAAUUGGAACAUCACCAGUGAAAAGUAUAGUGCAAUGUUUAGCUAGACGAAUAGGAACUGAUAAAUUUUAUACUAUCAAAAUUUUAACAUUAAAAGAUGAGUCUGAUCAUGAAACUCAGGAUGAUCGUCAGGGAAAAAUGCUUCUACAUGCUGAAUUUUCAUUAUUAAGUUUACUUCAAAAUCAAGAUGGUGUUGUUCAUCAUCAUGGAUUUUUUAAAGACUGUGCCAUGGAAGAGAAGAAAACUGCCUCGGGUAAUAUUUAUACAGGGAAACUAAAACGUCGCUUGUGUCUUGUUCUGGAUUGUUUGACAUCACACGAUUUCAAUCCACGAAAUGAAGAAUUGCUCAAUCUUCAGCAUCAUGUUAUAAGGGAGAAAAAAUUAUCCGAAAAAGAAACUCUUUUAAUUUUUUACGAUACCGUUAGAAUUGUAGCAUGUUUACAUAAAAGAAAUAUUGUUCAUCGAGAUCUUAAACUUGGUAAUCUCGUCAUUAAUCGCAAAACAAGAAAGGUAACAAUUACAAAUUUUUGUCUGGGAAAACAUUUGGCAAGUGAAAAUGAUCUUUUAAAAGAUCAAAGAGGUUCACCAGCUUAUAUUUCGCCUGAUGUAUUAUGUGGAAAACCAUAUUUAGGAAAACCUUCGGAUAUGUGGGCAUUGGGAGUUGUAUUAUUUACAAUGUUAUUUGGUCAAUUUCCAUUUUACGAUAGUAGUCCAACUCAAUUAUUUAGUAAAAUUAAAGCGGCUAACUAUAACAUUCCAAAUGACGGACGAGUGUCGGAUGGAACAAUUUCACUUAUUAGAAAUCUAUUGGUUUUACAACCAAGCAAACGUUUGACUGCUUUACAAGUUUUGGAUUCCCUCGACACUAUAAUUGCAACAUUUAGAGCACCAAUAAUGAUCGAUGAGGAGGAUCAAGUGGUUCCUGAAAUAACUGAAGCCACUGACGAAGCGGAAGAGAAAAAGGAGGAGAAAAAGGAAAAUAGCAAAAAAUCAUUGUCGGAUUUCUUUAAACAUAUAACGCUACAGGAAAAAAUGCAUCAAAUGAUGAAGCAACCGAGUCCAAUUUUAUCGCGUCCAAAGCCGUACGGUCAAAUUCCUCUUUAUCGAAUUGAAUCAGACGCGAGAGAAUUGACACAAGCGGAAUUAAAUAAAUACAAGCAUUUAAUUCCAAGAGAUAAUCAACGACAACAUAAUUCGAAUAGAGGCGAUGCAAUCCCAUUGCAAGGAAGAGGAACUUGCAGCAGGAGUAGAUCGUCCCAGAAUCAGACAACUAAUCAAGAGCAAAGAGACACGAGUAAUCGACAACUUGGUACAAUCGACACUAAUUCCACAACGAAUAAUUUACCGGCAAAUCAAUCUCAAAAUUCACAAUCGUCAUUGAAUUUAUUGAAUUCUCUAAUUAGGCCACUAGUGACUAAUUCGAUGAGCGGUUUACGAUCCCAUUCAUCUAAUAUUUCAACGUCGUCGACUAGACCUGGAGGCGAUGCAAUUAGCCGAUCACAAUUAAUGAGAAGAAGAUUGUCAUUAAAUCACAAUUCAAGGGAAACUUCAUCAGACGUGAGUUCUCGAUCGAGACUCUUGUCACAGACCAGUACACUUUCCAGUAAUUCAUCAUCAAUGCCGGAUAAUUUAAAUCGAAACACACACCCGAUGGAUGAUUUAAAUCGACAUCGUAACGUAAGAACUCAAGUGGACACAAGAAAUUCCGAUUCACUUGUCAGACAAUCAAAUUCAAGAUCAUUGCCAACUUCUUCUGUCUCAUUGUCAAAUUCAAGCCCCAAUUAUACAACACCAUCAUCAAAUUCUGAUGAAAUAUUACGAGACAUCAAUCGUUCAGUGCCCGAUUUACGAAAUCGAAGUCAACAAAAUAGUUUUCGAGAAGCAAUAGUCGAUCGAUUAAUUAAUAUUCGUGUGCGAAUGCAACAACGUCGUAUUAAUAGUAUUGAACGAGUUUUGGAUAGUCAGAGAAGAAUUUCAAACGCUAUUUCUAGCCAAACGAAUAAUAAUACUAAUAAUUCAAAUCCAAGAGAUUUAAAUGUAUUAUCACGAAGAAUAUCACCAUUUAAUAGACAUUCGCCAUACGUUGUUCAAUCAUUAAAUAAUAAUUUAAGACGAUCUAAUUUAGAUUCCAACACUACAAAUAGAUCUAUUGAUUCAAUUGUAGGAUAUUAUCGUGAUACGAAUACAACUGAUAGUCGUGUGUUACGUCUUUGUCCAGUGAGAAAUAAUUCAAUGAACGUUGUUGUCGAUAAUCAUGAAUCACGUCCUACAACGAAUAAUAUUGUUAAUAAUCUUGAACAACUUGUGCAAAAUCAAUCAUCAAAUUUAAGACCGAGAAAUAUGGAAAUUGUUCCUCCAAUCAAUGCGAAUCCUACACAACGAGGAUUUAAUCGGACAAAUGGUCAAAAUGACAAUGUUUUUAAUUUCCUAUCGAGAUUAAAUUCAAGUUUUCCUUCGAAUGACACAUCCUCAAAUGAUUCAAUGAGUUGAUAGCGCAAUUGAACGUUUAUUUAAUUUAAUUUUUAAUUCCUUUAUAAAUUGAAACAAAAAAUUAUUAAAGGUAAUCGGGGUUUUAUUCACGUAUCGUAUGUAUAUAUUUAUAGAAAAAAAGACAAUGGUUUUCUUUAGUUUCUUAUAAAAGAAAAAAAUUAAAACCAGACUUAGAAAUCAAGCUUGCAAUUCUCACAUAAAUAUUUCCUUUAAUGCGAAAUUAUUCGAAAUAUUUAUUAUUAUACUCGGAAAUAAUAUAAGAAAUGUUUUUUAUAAAUAAGAUUUUAUAAAUAUUCUUAAAUAUAAAAAAUAUUUCUUUAAAUCUAAUUAAUUCUCUCAUCUAAGUGUCAAAUUGGAAACAAUUUUUAUUGAAUUAUAAAAUUCAAUUUUCACCAGGUAAUAAAAAAAACAGCCACCAAAUAAUAUUAUACUUUGUAAUGAAAAAAAAGUAGAAUGUCAUGCAGUGUUUUGUGUUUUAGUUAAUGGCGCAAUAAUGUUAAAUGUUUUUUAAUAGAUGCUAAUUUUUAUGAAAAAUUCGUUCUUUUUUUCUCAAUCCAAAUAAAAAUCGUUAUUUUAAAAAAAGAACCUUUAAAAUCUCUACAUUUUUACCUCUUUUUUUUUUAUUCAAAUUUUUGGAUGCCACUGUAAUUUUAAUUUUUUCAGUUGCUUCUAUUUCAUAAAUAAAAAUAUUUAUAUGAAAAGAAUAAAAUAUAUUAUAAUUAUCCAGAGAAGAAGAAAUUAUAAUAAAACCAAAAAAAGAGUAAAUAAUUCAAAACCAAUUUCUCCACUAAUCGCAUUUUAUUGAAUUAUCAUCUAUCACUAUUUUUUAUCUUUACAUAAGAUAUUUUAAUUAAGGACAUUUGACACAUAAUUAUGACAUCGCGAAUCGAGUCAUUGAACAUUCAAAACAUUUUUAUUCUUUUUACACUAACUUGAUAUUUUGUUUAUUAACACAAAAACAAAGAAAAAAAAAUCGAAUAAAAAAAAAUUAUUUGCAAAAUCUAAUUUUACUUUAUUUUUUUAAUUAUUUUUGUUAGUUUCAAAAUUAGUGAUUUUUAAAUAAAUAAAUUUGAAAUUAAUUAGUAAUUGUCAAUUAUGAAGUUAAUUAUAAACAAAUAACGACGGAAAAUUGUUGAAGACUUGAUUGGUGAAGUCACAUUAUUACACACGUCCUUAAAAUGAAGAAAUUGGUUACGCAUUAAAAAAAACUCCAAGUUCACUAUUUAAAAAGAAAUUAAAAAAAAUAUUUUUUCUUUUUUGAAAAUGAGAUAAUUGUGUAAUUUUACAUAUUUACACUCGAUUCACUAAGCCCAAAAUAAAGUAAAUAUUUGCCAUUUAGCGUGUGAAACAUUAUUUCUAACACACGCAUUAGUAUAUAUCUAUCGACUUUUUAUUCCGGUUUUCAUUAUUUAGAAUUUCUUAUAUAUAAUGUUCUUAAUAACUCUCUGUCUUAAACAUUAUGAUGUUGUUGAAAACCUAAAUUUGUUUUUUUUUAUUUUAAAUACAUAAUUAUUUUAAAGCACUUACACUUAAACGAUCUAUCAAUUUCUAAAACAAACGAAAUCUUAAUAAUUCAACUUAUAAAAUAAAUUUUUCUUCUACAAAUAGAAGAUUUCUACUCUGUUUUUACAAAUGCAUUAUACAUUAUGAAUGCAAAGCUGUACAGAGCAGAUUUUACAGAUUAUUAUCAUUAUCAUUAUCAUUAUUAUAGUAUUAUAUUACUGUACACAUUAACGGGCUAUAAUUAUAUUCAUAAUAUGAUUGACUCAAAAAAGUUGUCUCUUUUACAACUUUUUUGUUCUUUAUCAAUAUCAAAUUGUAAAUAUAAAUGAAUAAAUAGAAAAACAAUCAUAUGGUCGCGUCAUAAUAUCUAAUAAUUAAAAAAAAAAUCCCAAACAAAAUAUUAUUCCACGAAAAACUUAUACGAUGUGAAUCGAAAAAUUGAUUGCACAAAAUUAUUAUAAUUUCUCUACACGAGUCGAUAUUUAAAUAUAAAAAUCGUCAAUCGAAUAUUAUUAUAGCUUAAUCGUGAUUGUUUUUCUAUUAAUCUUUUGUUUUUUUUUAAGACUAUUUAAUAAUGUACACUAAAAAAUAUGAAUGUCCUUGUGUACGUAAAUUAGUC